Messenger RNA from Trifolium pratense (red clover), 1161 nucleotides. Its product is annotated as polygalacturonase inhibitor-like. The record is from RefSeq and is a predicted model, not a curated record. Gene Ontology annotation, molecular function: protein binding. The transcript has a single exon. Lineage: Eukaryota; Viridiplantae; Streptophyta; Magnoliopsida; Fabales; Fabaceae. Bases 49 to 1032 code for a protein of 327 amino acids.
UUAUCUCAUCCAAAACUCAAAACACACCAAAACAAACCAAUUAACACAAUGCCAAAUAAGUUUUUUCUUCUUUUGAUAUUACUAUCUCAUGUAGCAUCUUCCCUCUCAAAAGGAUGCCACCCACAAGACAAAAAAGCCCUUCUACAAAUCAAGCAAGAACUCAACAACCCAACUCUUCUUUCUUCAUGGCAACCACACACCGAUUGUUGCCACUCAAAUUGGUACGGCGUUAAUUGCAUACCCUCUAACCGUGUUUACUUUCUAAUCAUCGAAAACGACAAUGACCUUAGUUCUUCAUUUCCACCUUCCAUUGGUAACCUACCUUACUUAGACAGCCUACUUAUAUACCAAUUACCAAACCUUACCGGCUCAAUCCCCGAAUCCAUAACCAAACUCACCAAUCUCAGAUCCCUCACAAUCAGUGCAACCGGCAUAUCAGGUCCGGUACCAAACUUCAUUGCCAAAUUGAAAAGCCUCACUUACUUGGAUCUCUCAGAAAACCGCCUCUCCGGAACACUCCCUCAUAACCUCUACCAGUUGCCUAAUCUUGAAGCAAUCAUCCUUCAAAACAAUAGAUUAACAGGUUCAAUCCCUUCAUCAUACGGUUACAUCAAAAACAUAUCAAGUUUAAUUCUAUCUCAUAACCGGCUUUCUGGAAAACUCCCAAUGUCAUUGGCAAGGUUGAACUCAUUGGUUGUCAACUUAUCUCAUAACAAGUUUGAAGGAGACACGUCAAUGUUUUUUGGUUUAGCCAAACAGACAGAAACAAUAGACCUUUCAUGGAACAUGUUGUCAUUUGAAAUGGAAAACGUCGAGUUGCCUAACACAUUAAAACUUUUAGAUGUGAGUCAUAAUCGCGUUUAUGGGAAACUCCCGGAAAGUGUGAAGAAUUUGCAAUGGUUGAAUGUGAGUUACAAUAGAUUAUGUGGUGAGAUUCCAAAGGGGGGUAAUAUGCAGAACUUGGGUUCGAAUUCGUUCUCUCAUAACAAGUGCUUGUGUGGUACUCCUCUUCCGAGUUGCAAGAGAAUAUAGUUUCAUGUAAAAUGUACUAAUUUGUUUAAGUUUAUUUAGAGAAAUAAAGUCACCCACCAUUGCAUUAAUAAUCAAUAGAACAAGGAUAUGGAUGUAUUAGCUAAGUUGUGAACAACCAAAAUAACGUGC